Nematolebias whitei (Rio pearlfish) is the source of this 1119-nucleotide messenger RNA. RefSeq names its product inhibitor of growth family, member 1 (gene ing1). Gene Ontology annotation, cellular component: nucleus. The transcript is spliced from 4 exons. Gene Ontology annotation, biological process: positive regulation of DNA-templated transcription. Bases 133 to 1047 code for a protein of 304 amino acids. Lineage: Eukaryota; Metazoa; Chordata; Actinopteri; Cyprinodontiformes; Rivulidae. The record is from RefSeq and is a predicted model, not a curated record.
CAGCGCAUGCGCACUGCUGUCGCGUAGAAGCUUCGGAAGCUUGUGAGCUAAAGGGUCACAAGCAGCGACGGGAGUGAGCGACAGUUUAAUAAAGAAAAGAGAUCUAUAUUCAGAGCUGUGCCUCAAGUAGCAAUGUUGAACCCCACCAACGGUGACCCCGGGCACGUAGUUGUGAAUUAUGUGGAGGAGUAUCUGGAUCUGGUGGAGUCUCUGCCUUUCGACUUACAGAGGAGUGUAUCCCUCAUGAGGGAGAUUGAUGCCAGAUAUCAAGAUGUUCUCAAAGAGCUUGAUGACGUGUAUGAACGAUAUCGCCGGGAGUCUGACGUACUUCAGAGGCGCAAGCUUCAGUUAUCCAUUCAGAGGGCACUGAUCCAUAGUCAGGAGCUGGGAGAUGAGAAAAUCCAGAUCGCUGGUCAAAUGGUGGAGUUGGUCGAGAACCACACACGACAAAUAGACUGGCAUUCAGAACUACUCCUCUCCUCUCAAGAAGCCCCAGAAAGUCAUGUUACCACGACGACGUCUCUGACAACCGCUGCAGUGUCCUUGAUGUCCUCUUCAUCAGCUGCCGUCACCCCGGGGAAGUCGGGCCACCACGACAAGAAACGAGACGAGGUCACUCCGGGUUCAGCCGGAACAGACAAAGCCGGAGGGAAGCGUUCAAGACGACAGAAAAACGGGGAAAAUCGCGAAUGCUAUGGAGGUCUGGAUCAUGCGGAGGAAGUAGGAGCAUCUCGGGAAAAGAGAGCCAAAACGUCUUCUAAGAAGAAGAAACGGUCUAAAGGAAAGUCAGAGAGGGAAGUGUCUCCUCCCGAGCUGCCCAUCGAUCCAGACGAGCCCACAUACUGCCUGUGUGAGCAGGUGUCUUACGGCGAGAUGAUCGGCUGCGAUAACGACGAAUGCCCCAUCGAGUGGUUCCACUUCUCCUGUGUCGGGCUCAAUCAUAAGCCCAAAGGCAAGUGGUACUGCCCCAAGUGUCGAGGCGAGAAUGAAAAGACCAUAGACAAGGCCCUGGAGAGGGCCAAGAAGGAGAGGGCCUACAACAGGUAGCUCGGCCUGGCUCAGUGGACGAGUUAAAAAUAAAAAUGCAACUUUGUAUUUCAUUUAAAAUAUUGCUACGGU